Helianthus annuus (common sunflower) is the source of this 2785-nucleotide messenger RNA. Its product is annotated as pentatricopeptide repeat-containing protein At5g66631. NCBI's taxonomy places the organism in Eukaryota, Viridiplantae, Streptophyta, Magnoliopsida, Asterales, Asteraceae. The transcript has a single exon. Gene Ontology annotation, molecular function: protein binding. The coding region runs from base 425 to 2467 and encodes 680 amino acids. The record is from RefSeq and is a predicted model, not a curated record.
AUAACGUUAUGAUAAUUUUCCACUUUUGGUCUUAACCGUCGCUAUUGUUUAUCUAGCCGAAAUCAAGACCCCGAAACCCCAACGAUCAGCCGCAACCCACUGAUCCUCAAAUCAAUCAUCGUGCGGUAACAUUCCGAAAAGGGUAGCUCAAUUUUGAUGCGACAUAUGCUCAUUAAUGAACCCUCUAUAUCGUUACUCUUUAAGUAUAAAAAUUGGAUUGCACACCAACUGUUCGACAAAAGUCCAGCUUCCCUCCUUUUGAAUUUCUUCAAAUGAUUCACAUCCAAUCUAUAUAUUUCGCCUCUUUAAGGAUUAAAGUUCGCUUCUUUCGAUUUAUUGGUGUCAACCUUAUGAUUUGCACAUACAAAAUGUCAGUUUCUGACAGUAAUGUAGCUUUUGACAAGUGAUUUUCUUGUAUUAUACAAUGGGUUUACUGAUAAAAUUCUAUUGUAUUAAUAUUGCACGUAGAAGUAGCCUACAACGAACCCAUCGUUUCGGGUUGCCUGCAUUCCAGUUUUCAUCACACCAUUUUGGAAAUACAUGUAUGGCUUUGAAUCUUCAUGCUCACAACUUUGCCACUAAGUCUUCAGAGAAUGCGGUCUCGCUUUACCUAGAGCGAGCAAGGCUCAUAGAUCGAAUACGUAUUGUUCUAAGAACCGAGUCCAAAGAAUCACUUGUUUCAAUCUUGAAUGAUCAUGCGCUGGACUCUUUUGUAGUCACCAAUGCACUUAAAUCUGCUCCAUCACCCGACUCGGCUCUUUUCUUGAUUGAAACUCUCAAAAAUUUUCCAAGUUUUACUCAUAAUCAAAACACCCUUUACGCGUUGGCGAAAGUACUUGCGAAAGCGCGUCAAACUGGAAGGCUGAAGGCCCUUGUAAAUGGUAUAAACUCGGGGAAAUUCAGGAAUGUCGCUCGUGUCAGUUUUAUGGAUCAGAUGAAGUUAUAUGCUGCUGCAGGUGAUCUUGAUUCGGUUCUUAAUGUGUGGCAUGAGUGGAAAAGCUCCCAAAAGUUCCCGAACGUUGAGUCAUAUAACAUCAUCAUGAACCUCUGCGCACAAACGGGCAAGGAUUAUGAGGCCGUUAAGACGUUCCGUAGAUUGAUCGAUGAAGGAGGGGUUCCUAAUUCUAGAACAUACACCGUAGUUAUCGAACAUCUUGUGAAUUCCGGAAACUUAGAUUCCGCAAUGAAAGUGUUUAACAUGUUACCGUUGAUGGGUGUGAAACACACGUUAAGGCAGUACGCUGUUCUGGUUGAUGCAUUUUGCGGUGCUGAUCGGUUUGAUACGGUUAAAAGUUUGCUUAGUCAAAUGCAAGUGGAUGGAAUCUUUCCUACCCGAGUGAUGCUCUCGUCACUGCAACGAAUGCAUGAUGCAGGAUUUGUGGAAGAAACGUUAGAACUGAUUAAAGAAAUGUUGCCUGAUAAGAGGAUUGAAAAUGUGAAAUCGUCUUUUGAUGAUGAUGGUGAUGGUGAUGAUAAUGAUAAUGAUGAUGAUGAUGAUGAGGUGGAUGGAGUGAAGCUAAGACCGUGGUUUGACCCGAUCGUGUUAGCUAGUUCUCUUCGUUUUUGGAGACCCGAAGAAGUGUCAGUGCUCGAGGAUGCAAAGUUCGUUUGGACAACACGCGUGGUUUCAAAGAUGAUAAGGAGCUUUGGUUCUGCUGAGUCAGCAUGGGAUUUCUACUGUUGGGUUGCGAAUCAACCGGGAUUCCGUCAUGAUGUUCAUACGAUAUCUAAGAUGCUUACCAAUUUAGCUCGUGAAGGACAUGUUAAUAUAGUUGAACAACUCAUAUUUGAAACUAAAAGCGAAAACAUUCAACUAUCAUAUACUACUGUAAGAACGAUCAUUGAUUACUAUGGCCUUUCAAAGAACGGUGAAGCUGCAUUGACGGUUUUUAAAAACGUUAAAUCCCUUUGCGGUACAUUGUCAAAACAACGACUUUUGUCUCUAUAUUCAUCUAUUUUGAAAACAUUAGUCAAGUGUAAAAUGGACUCAAAGAUCUUGGAUACGUUAGACGAGAUGAUUUUAUCCGGAAUUAUUCCCGACAUCCAAACCUUUUCUUCGUUGAUGCGCCAUUUUGCAGUUACGGGGGACAUUAAAACGGUUCAGAGGCUGUUUGGGAUGGUCAAACAGAGUGGUAUAGAACCAGAUGAUUAUAUGUUUAAGGUUUUAAUAACUGCUUACUGCAACUCCAAUAGAGCUGUUUUAGCUUUUAGAGCUAUUGAAGAUAUGAAAACGUUUAAUCGGAAGCUUGAUGUUUCUACGAAGCGUUUGCUUGUGAAGAGUUUGUGGAAAGAAGGCAAGUUUAGGGAGGCUGCAGAUGUUGAAGAAACAAGUGCCGAAACUAAUGAUGUUUUUAAGGUUAAGUUACAUGGUAAGUCGCGUACCACGCUUGCUGCAGAUGUACAGAGAGUUUAUUUAGUUUAUUCUGGUAGUUUUCCAACUAUCAGUGACAACAAAGAUCAUUGUUAAGUGGAACUUUUGUGCUACUUAUGUAAUGGGCCGGAGCUUAUCCGGACCUAAACCCAAACGUUGAGCCCGAUCCGGAGAUAUGUCAUCAAUCAUUCACAAGAUCUCAACCAAUGACACCAACUAACAUAAGUUCCUUUUAAUGGUCUAUCCAUAAAUUCAUAAAGUUGGUAAUUGUUACAGCCUAUUAAUAGUUAUAACUCACACUAGACUCAGGACCACAAUAAUGGUAACACCUUUCUUUUUCCAAUCUACAAGUUAUUGUACGACAUAGAAAUCAUGGUUACAUUAUUUUAUAAACCUUUAUAUCAUGCAGUCAAA